This is a messenger RNA of Bathycoccus prasinos, 2115 nucleotides long. RefSeq names its product GPI inositol deacylase of the ER that negatively regulates COPII vesicle formation. Lineage: Eukaryota; Viridiplantae; Chlorophyta; Mamiellophyceae; Mamiellales; Bathycoccaceae. Gene Ontology annotation, cellular component: endoplasmic reticulum. Gene Ontology annotation, molecular function: phosphatidylinositol deacylase activity. Gene Ontology annotation, biological process: endoplasmic reticulum to Golgi vesicle-mediated transport; GPI anchor metabolic process. The coding region runs from base 1 to 2115 and encodes 704 amino acids. The transcript has a single exon. The record is from RefSeq and is a predicted model, not a curated record.
AUGAAACGCAAAACUUCUUUUAACGAACAACAUCGACGAAACGCAAAUUUGAAGAAGAAAAACAACAACAACUAUCACUACUCCUUGUUCUUCUUCUCUUUCGUUUUGAAAUGCGCGUGCGUUCUCCUCGCACUCCUCGUCCUCCUCUUUUCUUGGAUGCGAGCGAUUUAUUUCAGCGAAAACGAGUGUCAGAUGACGUACAUGCGUCCCGGAUAUUCGAAAAUUGAUUUGAGCGAAAGUGGUGUUGGAUUCUUUGAGAAAGGAAAAGGGCGAAAGUAUGAUCUCAUCCGAUACGAGGAGAUGGACGACAUUUCGGAGAACGGUGGAAAGAACAAAAACGCUUUUAUGGAAGGAACAAAAACUGUGCUGGCUUUGUUCAUACCGGGAAACGGCGGCGAUUACGCGCAGGUGCGCUCGCUCGCGCACUCGACGCACGCGCUCGGGAAAUACUAUUUGUCUUCUUCUUCUUCUUCUUCUUCUUCGAGUGAAGAAACGAAGGCAAAAAAGACAAAGAUUGAAUGGUACGCGAUGGAUUUCAAGGAAGAGUUCUCGGCGUUCGACGCGGAUGCGAUGGAACGGCAAGUUGAAACAACGAGAUGGGUGUUAGAGGAGUAUUUUGGGAGGAAGAUUUUUGAAAGCUAUGAAGACGACGACGACGACGAUGACGGCGGUGGAAAAUAUUUGAAGAACGUUAUCGUGGUCGGGCACUCCAUGGGCGGGUUAGUCGCGAAGUAUGCAGCAGAGCAAGUGAUAGUGAAUAAAAGUGAUUUUAACGGAAGAAGAAUAGAGCACGUGCACGUGACGACUCUGGCAACGCCGCACGCGUACCAUCCCGGAGCGUUUGCGCUUUCGAGUUUCGCCAAUCACGCGUGGCGGAAAAGAACAUCGAAGAAGAUGACGACUGGCGAAGGGAAGAAGGAGUUGAUGUCCGUGAUGUCCGUGAGUGGGGGGAUGCGCGAUUGGCAAGUUUCCGGAGUGGACGCUUCGCUUGUUCUCUCUUUGAAUGAUAGUAAUAAUAAUAGUGGUAAUAAUAGGAAUAGGAAUAGCGAAAGAGUGAAGACCGUAUCGACGCGAACGUCCUGCGAUCAUCUCGCGAUAUGCUGGUGCAAGCAAGUGAUUUUAUCGCUCGCGGUCGCAUUACAUCGCGUGGCAAAAGCAGGUGGAAAUGAAGGAGUAGGUGAUAUUUCUCAAUACAUAAAGAAUAUACACGUUGAUAUUCCGCCGCAUUUGGGUUGGCAUGGCUUUGAAGACGCGUCUUCGACUUUGAAGAAAAAAGACAACCACGGCGUCUUCAUCGAUGGAUUUUUUUCUGGAGUAGACGAUAUCAAUACCGAUAGAAAUACUCGAGGAUGGUACACGUUUGCACCCAUCCUCGUCGCGAGAACACCGAACGUUGCGUCUGCUGCAAUAUCUUGGCACGUUUUGUUCUCGUCGGGCCCGUCGUCGUCGAUGGCAUUUUCGGGUCUUGCAUUUUCCUCGCUCUACGUGCUCUCGGCUUUGAGUGAAAACUUUGCAAUCGGCGCGAAAGAGAUGCGAGCUUUACGAUUAGAAAUGUACGUUCUUUUUGCAACGAGCGUUGUUUUAGUCUGCGGUUACGGCAUGGCUAAGAGUUUACACCUGCUUUUUUGCAAGAUGCUCGCGUUAUCGAGAAAGAAUACCGCUUCAACAAAGCUUGAUUUUCUGCGACGAAUGUCGGUGUCGACGCACGUAUCGAUUUCCGCGGCGUUAGCGGCUGUCGCUCCGGCGCUCGUGCACGCGUACAUGAUCGUUUUCAAGUGCACUUUUGGUACUAGUACUGAUGAAAAUACACUCGUGCACUCGUGUUGCGCCUCUGUUUGGGCUUCUUUCUUACUUUUACCCGCGUUCGUGACGAAAGUAAAAGAUGGGAACUUACCGGGCGGGGUGUGGUCUGCGAUAGAUUCGGGGGUUGCUUUUUGCACCGCGGUAGGAACGAUUUUAGUAUAUCAUUCCAAUCAUGCGGAGGGAAAGAAGAAGAAGAAGAAGAAGAAAAGUAUGACGAUAAUAAUAACGAGUUUGCUCUUCUGCGCUGUAUCGAGCGGCGCCGGGAUGGCGUCGUUGGCACAUCUCGGUCUCCUCUUCUUCUCGUUUUGUUGA